AUGGUUCCUGGAGAUGGAGUUGGACCUGAGCUGAUGACUGCUGUCAAAGAGGUUUUCAAGCUCAGCCCUCUUUCAUGGCUUAUACUUGCAUCUCACUUGUUCCUACUGCCUUUUUCGCCUCAUCCUCUAGGAGAAACUAGAAGAGGUGUUGUCCUCCAUGAAGAACAACAGAGUCGCCAUCAAGGGAGAAAGCUGGACCUGUUUGCCAAUGUGGUUCAUGUGAACAGCCUGCCUGGAUAUAGCACCCGCCACAAUAACCUGGAUCUGGUCAUCAUACGGGAGCAGACAGAGGGAGAAUACAGCUCUCUGGAGCAUGAGAGUGUUUCAGGAGUGGUUGCAUGCCUGAAGAUCAUCACCAGAGAGAAAUCUCGCCGCAUCGCUAAAUUUGCAUUCGACUACGCCACCAAGAAAGGCCGCAGCAAAGUGACCGCUGUCCACAAAGCAAACAUUAUGAAACUCGGGGAUGGUCUCUUCCUGCAGAGCUGUGCGGAAGUGGCUGAGCUUUACCCCAAGAUUAAAUAUGAAAGCAUCAUCAUUGAUAACUGCUGCAUGCAGCUGGUCCAGAAUCCUUAUCAGUUUGAUGUGCUAGUGAUGCCAAAUCUCUACGGCAACAUCAUUGAUAAUCUGGCAGCAGGACUGGUGGCGGAGCCGGUGUAGUUCCAGGCGAGAGUUACAGUGCAGAAUAUGCCGUGUUUGAAACGGGAGCCAGACAUCCCUUUGCUCAGGCUGUCGGCAGGAAUAUUGCAAACCCUACUGCUAUGCUCCUCACUGCAUCCAACAUGUUGAGACACCUCAAUCUUGAGUAUCAUUCAAACAUGGUGUCUGAGGCUGUUAAGAAAGUCAUCAAGCAGGGCAAGGUUCGCACCUCAGACCUGGGAGGCUACGCGACAAGCGAUGAGUUCACCAGGGCUGUCAUCUCUAAUCUGGCCAUCUAAACCAAUCCCAGCGCGCUCCACAAAUAUCAUUUUAAGAACAAUCUGCAGCACUGGUUGUCCAGUGUCAAACUCUUUUGGUCCAACAUUUCACAUUUCAAGCCUUGCUAUUGGCCUAACUUUUAGAUUAUCACACAGUGUACAAUAGAGCUCAAGAUUCAUAUGUUGUCUCUAUCCAGAGCCAAUGAUAUACCAGACUGUACUGCUUUAUGAUGCUGCUUAAAAAAUAUGUAUUUAUUCAGCUAUUUAUUACUUAAUUGCAAUUGCUACUUGUUUAAUUGUUACCAUUAAUAAAAUAUUAUAUAAUAUUCUGGCAAAUAUGUUGUCUUUUUUAGUAAUAUUGCUCUAAAUGAAAACUGUAUGUGCUAUACAAAGUGAUGGCCUUGCAAUAAGAGAAAUCUUCCAUUAGUCAUCUACAAUGACCAUGUUUACAUGGUUGAAAUAUGAUUUAAAUAUGUACAAGUAUUAUAUAGAAAAAAAAAACAAUAAAUA
Molecule: messenger RNA, 1424 nt
Organism: Sinocyclocheilus anshuiensis
Lineage: Eukaryota; Metazoa; Chordata; Actinopteri; Cypriniformes; Cyprinidae
Product: isocitrate dehydrogenase [NAD] subunit beta, mitochondrial-like
Exons: 10
Coding region: 1-657 (218 amino acids)
Biological process (GO): isocitrate metabolic process; tricarboxylic acid cycle
Cellular component (GO): mitochondrion
Source: RefSeq, a predicted model, not a curated record